Colletotrichum graminicola M1.001 is the source of this 1299-nucleotide messenger RNA. RefSeq lists its product as uncharacterized. Lineage: Eukaryota; Fungi; Ascomycota; Sordariomycetes; Glomerellales; Glomerellaceae. The record is from RefSeq and is a predicted model, not a curated record. Gene Ontology annotation, molecular function: protein binding. The transcript has a single exon. Bases 1 to 1299 code for a protein of 432 amino acids.
AUGGUAUUAUCAUCAUCAGCAGCAGCACUGCUCCCCUUAGCGGCAGCCCUCGCGUCAUACGCGGUUGCAUCGGAGACCCAAGCGCCAUUGCGCUGGGCGCAAACGUGCCCAUGGACACCGCUGGACGAGUCGCUGUUGGAAUGCUCGAUCUGGGACCUCACGACGGCAGAGACGAAAGGUGAAGAGAAGGACUUGGACCAAGAACGGAGGCGAACGAACGGAACGACGGACCCAGAACCGGAGCCGGUGGGCUGGACAGGCCCGCACGGGUGUGCGGGCAACUACUGCCUGUACGCCAACCGCGGCUUCGCUGACGGGCGCGGCAUCGUCAUCAUCUCGACACCGGAAAACGUCCAGAAAGUGAGGGACCUGGAGCAAAACCUACAGAGCCAGCCUCUCGAGGAGGACCCGUCGUCGGGGGCACCGCCGUUCGAGAUUAAGGAGGUCGAGGGCAAAGGCCUGGGCAUGAUCGCCAACAAGACUCUCGCAAGAGGCGAUAACGUCAUGCUCAAGACGCCCGUCCUCCUUGCCCACCGCGCCUUCAUCGAACGCACCCCGGCGGCGGACCGGCACGCGCUCCUCGACGCCGUCGCGGGCUUUCUCCCGCCGGCGACGCGGGCCGGCUUCCUGAGCCAGAUGGGCCACUUUGGCGGACACCAGGUCAGCGAUAUCAUGGCGACCAACUCGUUCCAGAUGGACGUCGGCGGCGGCGCGCAGGACGACGGCCACCACUACGGUAACUACCCCGAGGUGUCGCGGUACAACCACGACUGCCGGCCCAACGUGGCCUUCCGCAUCGGCGCGGACCUGCGCCACCGCACCACCGUCGUCCGGCCAGUGAAGCCCGGCGAGGAGCUUACCAUCGCCUACCUCGACCCCCUCGCCACCCGCUCGGUGCGGCAGCACCGCGCCAAGCGGGCGUGGGGCUUCGAGUGCGGGUGCUCGCAGUGCGGGCUGGCCAAGAAGCAAGCGGCGGCGUCGGACGCGCGGCUGCUCGAGAUCGAGGAGCUCGACAGGCUGCUCUCGGAUGUGUCGGCGAUGGUGACGUCGGCCACGGUCGAGCGGUUCCUGAAGCUGCACGCGGAGGAGAGACUGGAGGCCAAGCUGGCCGGGGCGUACACCACCGCGGCGCUCAACUUCAACCUCUUGGGCAAGAACAAGAUGGCGGCCAAGUACGCCAGGUUGGCGGUUGAGGCGGGGACGAUCGAGAAUGGCUCAGAGUCGGAGGACGUCGAGGCCAUGAAGGCGCUGGCGGCUGACCCGAAGAAGCACUUCACCUGGAGGGGGAGAGUCCGGUGA